CAUCUAGAUGGCCACGGUCACUUAGACAGCCAAUUUUCUGUAAGAAGCAUCAACUGAAACGAACAAUGCCGUCUCCGUCAGAGACAAGCAGCGCGGGGUCGCUGUCUGGCUCUCGGGCUUUCUCAGGCAGCCGAAGGAGUGCUUCAGCCAGGGCCAGAGCAAGUGCAAGAGUGCUUUUGUACCUAGGAGUGUGUCAACUCGCCCUCGGAGUCAUGGUGCUGGCCUUCAGCUUCAGCAGCCUCACUCUGAGCUCCUCAGCACGAGUCCGCCAGUCCUGUCCUCUGUGGGCCGGCUUCUUUGUAGUGGUGUCAGGAAUAGUAGGGGUGAUAUCCUGGAGGAGACCCUUCACCCUGGUGGUGUCACUGUUCAUGCUGCUGUCUGCAGUGUGUGUGAUUCUCAGUCUGGCUGGGUCUAUGCUGUCCUGUCAAAAUGCACAGAUAGUGAAAUCGUACCUCACAUGCCAGGUGGAAAAAAGUCUGUGUUUAUGCUGUGACCCGAAACACACAUGCAAUCUGGAGGAGGAGGAAACUUUAGAGCUGUACCUCCACGCUGACUGUCAUUCAGUACGUCAUCAGCUCAAGGAUCUGCUGUUUAGUGCCUGUGGGCUCAGCAUUCUCUCCACUAUCAUCUGCACUCUGUCAACUGUCACCUGUAGCAUCCAUAUAUUUUCUCUGGACCUGCUACAUCUGCUGGCACCUCACCGCACACGCUCAGUUAACCCAGAAUGCACCACUCCUCAGGAUGCCUUUCUCACUAAUAUGAUGGACUUUGAAGAGUUUGUCCCACCUAUUCCCCCUCCUCCGUACUACCCUCCUGAAUAUACCUGCAGCUCUGAGACUGACGCUCAGAGUAUUACAUAUAAUGGCUCAAUGGAAAGUCCAGUUCCACUCUAUCCUACAGACUGUCCUCCUCCAUAUGAAGCAGUGAUGGGACAAAGAGCUUCCAGCCAGGCCACAGUUUUCGAUGCUCAGACUGGUGAGCCUUCCGCUGAGAGAGGAACCUCCGUAGGCUUCAGUGCAGAAGUUUCAUGCGACAGUGGCUCACUGAUGAUGUCAGAGAUUGUGGAUAUUCCAGAUGACAGCUCUCCAUCGGAGGACUCAUGUGUGCUAGAGGUGGCGUUUGCAGUGCGGGCACGGUCGCGAGGGGUCAGUGAGGGAGCAGAGGUGGGCGACUACACCAGUACACAACCCACUGUGACUCGCCGCUGCUUCAGAGGCGAAAGAUCCAACUCCUGUUCCUCUCCCAGCACGUAUAAUACCUCCAGCUUCAGGUCUCCAGUAAUGAAACGUCAGGCUCUGUUUGCCAGUAGCUGUUCUCAGUUAGAGAUGCUGGGUGGUGCUGCCUCCAUCCGCUCCUCCAUCCCAGAAAUCCUGGUGUGUCCGUGCACUUCUUCCCGACUAGGCUCGUCCUCCGAUGCCACCAAUGUACGAUCUCUGGGUUCUUCAGCUGUCAAUCAAGAUCAACAGGGCAAUGCGGUGAUGCCUGGGCUCCACCCUGGACCGUGUGUCUAUCGGCGAGGUGGAAGGGACAGAAGGGACAGCGAGGGCCUGUAUCUGGUGAGGUCACACAGUGAUCCAGGAUUAAGCUCCUCCAACGAUACAGGUGAUUUAAGUGGUUCAGUUGGCACCAAAGCAGUGGGUGAUUGUGGCUCUAAUACCUCAUCAGACACAGGUCGAUCAUCGGCUUGCCUGCUGAUGCAGCGCUCUCCUCUAGUGUCUGCUGGUUCCUUGCCCAGGAAGGGCAGUCUGAAGGCUGGCACACUGCAGCUGCCCUGCAAACAGCCAGUGGCGAGUUCUCUGCAUGCCAACAAAAACUGCACUCGGUCUUUGGGAGACCUUAAGGUGACUAGAGUGUUGGUGCAGCGCUUACUACAGAGAUCCAAGCGAAAUCUCACCCCUGCAUCAGAUCAUGCUAGUGGAAACAUUAAUCAGGGGUCAAAAAGGAGGGCAAAAGGGGAAGGUCUGCCAGUCGACCAGGUCUUGCGCACCUCCUGGGGUGCCAGCAGGGGACAGCAGUACCAGCAGCGCGUUCACCACCACCAUCGGCGAGGGCAUUCCCACAGCGACAGUCACUACGGUCGCAGCAAUCCUGACCCCGCUAGGGAAGGCAUUCACCUUCGCAGCUGUGGUGACCUGAGCUCGCCAACCAUUUCGUUGCGCAGGCUCCACCCCACUUCACAUGCGUCAUCUGGAGCGUUGCACACCGACGCCACCAUCUGAACAGAGGUGGAGCUGAUUUGAAGGAGGAACACAGGCAGAGAGGAGAUCUAAGUUGAUCAUGAGGGCUAUGAGGAUUUUACCCCAGCUACCAGUAUAGGAAACUCUUAGCCUAGGCAGGGGUACAAGUUACAAGGCAUUCUAGAUAAAUGAUCUUGAUUUCAUACUGAAAUAAAGCAAUCU
Molecule: messenger RNA, 2399 nt
Organism: Trichomycterus rosablanca
Lineage: Eukaryota; Metazoa; Chordata; Actinopteri; Siluriformes; Trichomycteridae
Gene: entrep3
Product: family with sequence similarity 189 member B
Exons: 14
Coding region: 66-2219 (717 amino acids)
Cellular component (GO): membrane
Source: RefSeq, a predicted model, not a curated record